Molecule: messenger RNA, 989 nt
Organism: Panicum hallii
Lineage: Eukaryota; Viridiplantae; Streptophyta; Magnoliopsida; Poales; Poaceae
Product: oil body-associated protein 1A
Exons: 2
Coding region: 47-763 (238 amino acids)
Source: RefSeq, a predicted model, not a curated record
UGCAAGCGCAAAAACAAGAACAGAAAGAAAGAGAGAGUGAGCUCCCAUGGCGUCGUCGUGCCACGACGUGGAGGUCCCCGGCAAGCCGACGGAGACGGGGACGGCGCUGCUGGAGACGGCGACGGGCACGAUCCAGGGGUUCGCGCCGCUGGGGCAGAUCCACCAGCACCUGUGCGCGUUCCACUUCUACGCGGACGACAUGGGGCGGCAGGUGGAGGCGCACCACUUCUGCGCGCACCUCAACGAGGACGUCCGCCAGUGCCUCGUCUUCGACGGCCCCGGCGCCGGCGCGCGCCUCAUCGGCGUCGAGUACAUCGUCUCCGAGGGCGUGUUCCUGACGCUGCCCGACGAGGAGAAGCCGCUGUGGCACACGCACGAGUUCGAGGUGAAGGGCGGGGUGCUGUUCAUGCCGGGCGUGCCCGGCGCCGUGGAGCGCCGGGACCUGGAGAAGGUGUGCCGGACCUACGGCAAGACCGUCCACUUCUGGCAGGUGGACCGCGGCGACCCGCUCCCGCUCGGCCUGCCGCAGAUCAUGAUGGCGCUCACCCGGGAGGGGCAGCUCCGGCAGGACCUCGCUGACUGUGUGGAGAAGAAGUUCGGCGUGUCGUUCCAGAAGGAGAGGGAGAACCGGGCGUACAUGAGCGGGCCGGAGCACGGCAUCCACCCGCUGGCGAACGCCGCCGGCAAGGGCCUCAAGACCGAGAUCCGUGAGGUGGAAAUCCCGGCGACUACGACCGCCGGCGCCGCCAGGGUCUUCACCUGAUCUGAUCGCCGUGCGUGGCGUUGCGGGUGGUGGAUGGCUGGAUUCUGGUAGUAAUAUGCAAGAUAGAUAGGGUAGCUACUGGUAGUAGAAGGUGCGGGUUAGUCGGUGGGUGGUUGCUUGUGUCCGAGACACAGACUCGGCCUCCGCGCUCCGCGAACUGUGAAUUUCGGUAUAAUAAUAAUGGGUUGUUUGGAUCCCUUGCAGUGGAAAAAUGUGUGAAAUUCGA